Molecule: messenger RNA, 1257 nt
Organism: Dipodomys ordii (Ord's kangaroo rat)
Lineage: Eukaryota; Metazoa; Chordata; Mammalia; Rodentia; Heteromyidae
Product: butyrophilin-like protein 8
Exons: 6
Coding region: 1-1257 (418 amino acids)
Biological process (GO): regulation of cytokine production; T cell receptor signaling pathway
Cellular component (GO): external side of plasma membrane
Molecular function (GO): signaling receptor binding
Source: RefSeq, a predicted model, not a curated record
AUGGUCCUUGUGCUCAUACCGCUGUUCAGUCUCCUCCAGCUGGGGGCAGGCCAGUGGAAAGUACUUGGACCAAAACAAACCAUCCAGGUCUGGGAGGGGGAAGAUGUCACAUUCCCCUGCUCGCUCUCUCCUGAGACAAACGCAGAGGCUAUGGAAGUGAGGUUCUUCAAGGAUUACUUCAAUGCCAUAGUCUUCCUCUACCAGGAUGGGAAAGACAAGAGAUACAUGCAGAUGACGCAGUACAAAGGAAGAACAGAACUGGUGAAGGACUUCAUUACAAAUGGGCGUGUGUUGCUAAAGCUGCAGAAAGUGGUCCCCUCAGACACUGGUAUAUACGGGUGCUGGUUCAGCUCCAAAACUCAUCAACAUGAGGCCAUCUGGGAUCUGGAGGUCACAGUUUUGGGUUCACCUCCUCUCAUUUCAGUCAUGGGAUAUGUUGAUGGAGGCAUUCAGCUACUCUGUCAGUCCUCUGGUUGGGUUUCCCAACCCAUAAUGAAGUGGAUAGGUCCAGACGAACUUGAGUUACCCUCAGACUCCAAAGUAAAUGAAGAUACUCAAGGCCUUUUUGAUGUGGAGACCUCCCUUACUGUCCAAGAGGAUUCUGGGAGCGUAGCCUGUUCCAUCCAACACACUGACCACAGCCGAGUAGUGAAAUCCAGAAUAUGGAUUAGAAAGGAGGUCCAGGAUAAACUCGAAUUGAAGGAAACCUGGAAAUUUGCAGAGGCGUUGACUCUGGACCCAGACACGGCUCACCCCCAGCUCUACAUUUCUAAUCUGAAAAGAGUAACCUAUAAACCAAUUCCUCAAGAUGUAUCUGAACUGGACACGAGAUUUGUAGGAAAGUGUUUGGUGGCUCAUCAGGGUUUCCUAUCAGGGAAACAUUACUGGGAAGUGGAAGUGGGGCACAAUAACUGCUGGAGCUUGGGAGUGUGUCAGGAUAGUGUGGACAGGAAGAAGCUGCACGUGACCUUGAGUCCAAUGAAUGGAUACUGGGUCCUUGAACAUGAAAAGGAAGACUUUUAUUUUGUAAACAAUCCCAAUAGAAUUCGCCUCUACCCAAGAAGCAACCUUACACGAGUGGGUAUAUUCCUGGACUAUGAGUGUGGGACCCUCUCCUUCUUUAAUGUAGAUGACGAGUCUCUCAUUUAUACCCUGACAUGUCGUUUUAAAGGGUUAUUGAGGCCCUACAUACAGCUCAAUCCGCACGAUGAGGAAAAGGUAUCUCCCAUAGUCAUAGCCCCCUGUCACGCAAAGUGA